Molecule: messenger RNA, 1210 nt
Organism: Benincasa hispida (wax gourd)
Lineage: Eukaryota; Viridiplantae; Streptophyta; Magnoliopsida; Cucurbitales; Cucurbitaceae
Gene: LOB
Product: Lateral organ boundaries (LOB) domain family protein
Source: RefSeq, a predicted model, not a curated record
CUCUCUUUAAUUUCUCUCUCUCUUUUUCUUCUUUUUCCAAUUAGGGUUUUGCUUCACCUUCUUCUUCUUCUUCUUCUUCUUCAGAUCAGCCCUAAACCAAUUCUCAUAAAUUUUUUAGUUUAUCAAAAGGAAAGGAACAAAGGGGGCUUAAAGCUAAGCUUUCUCACUUGAAAGGGCAAAGGAUGGCAUCAUCAAGUUCUUACAAUUCUCCAUGUGCUGCUUGCAAGUUCUUGAGAAGAAAAUGCAUGCCAGGUUGCAUUUUUGCUCCUUAUUUCCCACCAGAAGAGCCUCAAAAAUUUGCCAAUGUGCACAAAAUCUUUGGGGCCAGCAAUGUAACAAAGCUACUAAAUGAGCUUCUACCUCACCAAAGAGAGGAUGCAGUUAACUCUCUUGCCUAUGAGGCUGAGGCCCGAGUCCGGGACCCGGUCUACGGUUGCGUUGGAGCCAUCUCCUUCCUUCAAAGGCAAGUCCAGAGGCUCCAAAAGGAACUCGACGCUGCGAAUGCCGACCUAAUUCGGUUCGCAUGCAACGAGAUACCUAAUGCAGGAGUCAAUCAAGUGGUUCAGCCCAACCUCGGCGCUCGCCCGAGAGCGUUAGAUCAGUAUCACACAAGUUCUUCAUCAACAAGUGGAUAUUAUAAUCAACAUCUUCCUGCUUUUCCCAUGGCGUAUUCAUUGCCUUGGAAUGAAAACUCUUCUGGAAAUAACAUCAAUGAAGGAGGAGGAGAUGCCAAUAUUUGAAGAAAACUUUCCCAAAAACAAAUAAAAAAUCCUCAAAAUAGGGUUUUUUCCCCCCUCCAACCCUAGAGAGAAAAUUUUCUCUCUUCUCUGGUAUGUCACUUCCUCAUAUAUUUAUAUAUAUAUGAUGGUUUUUUCUAGCUAGAUGAAUUAGUUAAUUUUUCUAGUAUUAUUUAGAGGGUGAUCUAUGGGAUUUAGGUUAUCUUAAACCCCAUUUAGCAUUUUAAUUUCCAUUUAAAAUCCAAAACAAUUUCCAUGAGAGUUAUGUAUUUUUUUUCCUUUUUUUUUUAAAAAAAAAAAUUUAUGAUCAUGUGUGGAAGAUUAAUUUAGGGCCUAAAAUAAGGUUGCUAUGCAUAGACUAUUGUCUAUUGUGUGAGGUUCAAUUUCUAGAGAGCUGCUUUUAGCUUCUUCUUUUUCUUUUUUUUUCCCUUUUUUUGUUUGUAUCAAGAAUUUUAGUGCUGCCAUUGUUUAUG